Molecule: messenger RNA, 1434 nt
Organism: Penicillium psychrosexuale
Lineage: Eukaryota; Fungi; Ascomycota; Eurotiomycetes; Eurotiales; Aspergillaceae
Product: aldehyde dehydrogenase family protein
Exons: 6
Coding region: 1-1434 (477 amino acids)
Molecular function (GO): aldehyde dehydrogenase (NAD+) activity
Source: RefSeq, a predicted model, not a curated record
AUGACUGUCGACUUCGAUCUUAGGUCGAACUAUGUUCAAAUAAUUAAUGGUAAGAGCUCUACUACGGAGUUCACUCGCCAUGGCUUGAACCCCGCGACCUUGGAAGUCCUGCCAGAGGUUCCAGUUGCAACACCAGAGGAUCUUGAGAAAGCCACUGCGGCCGGAAAAGCUGCCUUCAAGCUCUGGUCUGCGACGCCACAUGAGGAUCGGAAGAAGGCCGUAUUGGCAUAUGCAGACGCUAUUGAUCAAUACAGGGAUCAGUUCCGAGAUCUCUUGAUCACCGGACAAGGCAAGCCAAUUUUCCAAGCGACGCUCGAGAUUAAUAAUGCUAUUGAUUGGAUUCGAGGAAUGGCUAGCCUUCCAGCUAUCGAAGACGUUAUCGAAGAUGAUGAGACAAGGACGGUGAUAACAAGACAUGUUCCUCUCGGUGUCGUUGGGGCUAUUGUGCCGUGGAACUUCCCCUUGAUGCUCGCAACCGGAAAGAUUGCACCUGCUCUUUUGACUGGUAACGUCAUUAUUGUGAAGCCUUCCCCAUUUACACCAUACGGCGGCUUGAAGCUUGUCGAACUAGCCCAGAAGUUUUUCCCUCCGGGUGUGGUGCAGUCUUUGAGUGGCGAUAAUAACUUGGGACCCUGGCUCACAAGUCAUCCCGGUAUUGACAAGAUCAGCUUUACUGGCUCUACCACUACCGGAAAGAGAGUAUUACAAAGUGCUAGCGGAACACUGAAACGCGUAACCCUUGAGUUCGGUGGAAAUGAUCCUGCCAUUGUGUUCCCCGACGUUGACAUCGAAAAGGUGGCCGAGAAGGUUGCAUUCUUCGCAUUCUUGAACUCGGGUCAGAUUUGCCUCAAUUUGAAGCGAAUUUAUGUGCACAGCUCCAUUUUCGAAAAGUUCAGGGAUGCCUUAGUUCGCCAGGUGGAGUCUUACACUGUCGGCGAUGGUUCUAAGGCUGGAAUUAGCCACGGACCUCUUCAAAAUGAUAUGCAAUACUCGCGUGUAAAGACUUUCUUCGAUGAUAUCGAGAAGCAGGGCUGGAAGGUUGCUACUGGUGGUCGGAUUGAGCCCUCAUCUGGGUACAUGGUCACUCCCACAAUUAUUGACCGACCCCCCGACAACUCCCGAAUUGUAGUCGAGGAGCCAUUUGGUCCGAUUGUACCUCUGCUGUCGUGGGAUGAUGAGACGAAGGUUAUCGAGCGUGCUAAUAACACCUCGAUGGGACUUGGCGCUUCAAUUUGGACCGCUGAUCUGGACCGCGCGGCUCGAGUUGCACGCCAGAUUCAAGCUGGUACUGUUUGGACUAAUGAUCACUUCAGCUUAAGCCCUACCGCUCCCUUCGGUGGUCAUAAGGAGAGUGGCGUUGGCGUUGAGUGGGGUCUGAAUGGGCUGAAGGGUUUCUGCAAUACCCAGACUUUGUUUUUGAAGAAGAGCGUGUGA